Mytilus californianus (California mussel) is the source of this 2543-nucleotide messenger RNA. RefSeq names its product ski oncogene-like. The record is from RefSeq and is a predicted model, not a curated record. Gene Ontology annotation, cellular component: nucleus; transcription regulator complex. Bases 1 to 1623 code for a protein of 540 amino acids. NCBI's taxonomy places the organism in Eukaryota, Metazoa, Mollusca, Bivalvia, Mytilida, Mytilidae. Gene Ontology annotation, biological process: negative regulation of BMP signaling pathway; negative regulation of transcription by RNA polymerase II. Gene Ontology annotation, molecular function: RNA polymerase II cis-regulatory region sequence-specific DNA binding; DNA-binding transcription factor activity, RNA polymerase II-specific; SMAD binding. The transcript is spliced from 5 exons.
AUGUAUUUUUACUUAGGUACGAAAGAAAAACGCCAACAGUCUAUUAUUGCACCAGCAGUUUUCCCGAGAAGCUUUGAUUCAAACAUUUCAGAUGAAUCAAAACUUGCUGAUGAUUUGCAGAACCAGACUAGCAAAGAUAUUGUUUCAGGAUCGACGGAUGCGCAAAUUGGUACGAUUAGUUUGUUUGGCGUCCCCAUUGUUUGCCUUUAUGUAGAAGAUAAAGAAAGACUUUGUCUUGCACAAAUAUCUAACACACUACUACGAGAUUUCAGCUACAAUGAAAUCCACAAUAGGAGAGUUGCGCUUGGGAUAACAUGCAUGCAGUGUUCACCAAUACAACUUGAAGUACUACGCCGUAGUGGCGCUAUGCCCGUAUCGUCAAGAAGAUGUGGACUUAUUACAAAAAGAGAAGCAGAGCGUCUUGUCAAAUCUUUUCUAGAAGACAUCCCACCGCCUAAGCUUCCGGAGAACUUUUCCUUUCAAGUAGAACAUUCCUGUGGAUGGGGCUGUCAGGGAAUGUUUAUGCCAUCUCGAUACAACAGUUCACGUGCAAAAUGCAUCAAAUGUACUACAUGUAAUUCAUUCUUUUCUCCAAAUAAAUUUAUUUUCCACUAUCAUAAAACAUCAAGCAGCGCCUACAGGCAUCCUGAUGCUGCCAAUUUUAAUUCUUGGCGUCGUCACCUUCAUUUGGUAGAAUCUACUCCAGCGGAAACUAUGCUGUUUGCAUGGGAGGAUGUAAAAGCAAUGUUCAAUGGAGGCUGUCGUAAGAGAACAUCUAGUGGGAAACCGAACUUUACUCUUUCACCCAACAGGUCAAGAGAAUCAACAGAAUAUAAAUCUCCAGUUGUUCCAUCAAUGAUGAGAACGUAUCAAGGAAUGCAAAGUACGGAUUUGUAUCGGCUAAAUAUGGCAGACAACAUGCAUUCUGCAUUUCCGGUUCCAGCAAGUCAUUCACCAGUGGCCUCAUAUGGCGACAUGCUACGAUCAAUGAGUCUGAAUUACACUCCUUGGUGGAAAUCCUUGUACAUGCAACGUCAUGGUGUCCCUUCAUCAUGCAAUGUUCCAUUCAGUCCCGAAUUCAACAUGUCCAGUUACGGACAUCCACAGUUCCCUUUGCCAUUAAUUGAUACCACCGAAUCAUUCAUGGAUGAAAUGAGUAAACUCUCAGAAAUAACGUCAAGCCAAGAAAAGAAAGAUAAGAAAAAUGAGAAUAUAAGUACAACUAAUUCGCCGUCAGAAGAAGAAAUUGUUGAUCAAUUUUCAUCGUGUAAUGAUGACAGCAUUGAUAUUGAAACAGAAGAGAAGACACUCUGUAAAGAUCAAGAGGAAAGUCAAAACAAUAAAAUAUUCAGUGUUUGCAGCCAUGAGAACAGUAUCCGCGAAACUAAGUCUAUGGAGGUGGAUCAAACGGAAAAAAUGAAAGAAAUCCAGGACAAUGACAAAGAAGAAGGCAGUUCUGGUGACGACGACCUGUUUGACGACAGCGAUCUUGAAUCGUUUUCAGUCGAUAAAAUAAAAGAGUUUUUAAUCAAAGCAAAGAUGCUACGAAAACAGAAAGAAAAGAAACGAAAAUCCCAUCAAGGUGUAAGAUCACAUGACGUCUCAGCAGGAAGUGACGUAUAGGAUAAAACAUUAAUAACAGUUCACAGAGGACAUGAAAUGAUAUUGUUGAAAUAAAUACAAUUUUACUUUUUUUGUCGUUCGUGAUAUUUAGUGCUAUAUUAAACCAAAGCCUGUAUUAGGUGCAAUAAAAUUGUGUGAAUGCUUAAAUAAUUUUCUAAUAACAUUCGUUGAAAAUGUUAUAAAACACAGAUGUACCUAUAUCGUCGAAAGAAAAGGAACAAAACAACAUUUUGUAAAAGUUUGGGAUACAGUUUUUAAAGGACGACAUUUUUGUUUAUGAUAAUAAUCUUUAUAUUUGAAUUAUCUUCAGAUUGUUACACGUUGUCACUUCAAACAGGACAUUCGCUUUCUGCCGACUCGCUUCAUUAUAAAAUCAUCUCAAAGCUCAAUAGACUAUUUUCAUUUUACCGACUUUUGACUACGGAUUAUAUAAUUUUUCGACAGGUUACCUUUUCUGUGGUUGAACAUCCUGGUACUCAGUCAAGUAAGAACAACCAAAAUAAGAAAAAUCAAACAUAUAAUUGGUGUAAUUUAAGGUGAAAGUUUACUGUUUUCCGAUGAUUUUUUGUCGUGUAAAGAAAAUAUAAAGCAGUUAAUUUCCCCCAAAAAUUGUACCGAUUAAAAGCUUGGUAUAACUUCUUUACCUUGCUCUUACUUGACUUGGUACCAGGAUGUCCUAUAUACCAUAAUCUUAUCUAAGGAAAUCUACGAAAAACAAAGGAAGCGAAUGGAAAGACCUGCUUUGUGGAAUAAAUUAGGAAAAUAUGAGGAUGUCAAUCAGUUCAUUACCAUAGUGCCUUUUUUGUGAAUGAAUUUCGUUCGAGUUUGUUAUUUUGUCCCUUUUCUGAUAGAUAGAGUGACAUAGAAAUUGUGUAAUUCGUACAUAAAUUAUAAUUAUAUUCAUGUUUUUGCCAUGAACA